AACGCACCAAUUUUAUGGCGAAACCUCCCUGUUUAGAUAGUGGACAGUAUAUUUUAUUAUGAAGGUGUAACCGGACGUCUUUGUGCUUCUCCAGAUAACUUGACGUCAGCCACUCCUGUCUGUGUACGGCAGCUCGGAGGGCUCACUCCGCGCCGCUCCGCCACUCCUGCUGACGAUGGGAGACGUUCUCUGCGAAGAGCUCGAGGAUUUAGUUCAUUUUUCAGUGCACGACCUGCCGGCACGAGGCUAUGUCGUCAUGGAGGAGAUCCGACGUCAGGGGAAACUUUGUGAUGUCACGCUCAAGGUUGGAGAUCAUAAGUUCAGUGCUCACCGGAUCGUUCUGGCGGCCUCGAUCCCGUACUUUCACGCCAUGUUCACCAACGACAUGGUGGAGUGCAAACAGGAUGAGAUCCUGAUGCAGGGCAUGGACCCCAGUGCUCUGGAGGCUCUGAUAAACUUUGCGUACAGCGGCCAUGUUGCCAUCGACCAGCAGAACGUCCAGUCUCUUCUGAUUGGCUCGAGCUUCUUGCAGCUGCAGAACGUUAAAGACGCCUGCUGCUCCUUCCUGCAAGAGAGGUUACAUCCGAAGAACUGUCUGGGUGUGCGUCAGUUUGCAGAGACCAUGAUGUGUACGACUCUGUACGACUCGGCCAACAGUUUCCUCCAUCAGCACUUUGUGGAGGUUUCUGUGUCCGAGGAGUUUCUGGGUCUGAGGACGGAGGAGGUGCUGGAGCUGGUCGGCUGUGACGAACUGAACAUUAAAGCAGAGGAACAGGUGUUUGAGGCAGUGCUGGCCUGGGUUCAUCAUGACCGGGACCGGAGGGAGUCUCUGCUGCCGGAGCUGCUGUCAAAGAUCAGACUUCCUCUGUGUCGACCUCAGUUCCUGUCAGACCGAGUCCAGCAGGACGAACUCAUACGCUGCUGCCAUAAAUGCAGGGAUCUGGUGGAUGAAGCCAAAGACUUCCACCUGAUGCCAGAGCGGCGUCCUCACCUGCCCGCUUUCAAGACCAGACAGAGGUGCUGCACGUCCAUCACAGGACUCAUCUAUGCUGUGGGAGGACUUAACAGCUCAGGUGACUCUUUAAAUGUGGUCGAAGUGUUUGAUCCAAUGGGGAACUUCUGGGAGCGCUGUCAGCCAAUGAGGACGGCUCGCAGCAGAGUGGGCGUGGCAGUGGUGAAUGGGCUACUGUACGCCAUUGGUGGAUACGAUGGCCAAUCCCGGCUCAGCACGGUGGAAGUUUACAACCCUGAGACAGACAGCUGGACACGUGUGUCGAGCAUGAACAGCCAGCGCAGCGCCAUGGGAACAGUUGUCAUCGAUGGACACAUCUACGUGUGUGGCGGCUACGAUGGAAAAUCAUCUUUGAACUCUGUGGAGUGUUACUCUCCAGAGACCGACAGGUGGACGGUGGUGACGGACAUGAGUGCGAGUCGCAGUGCAGCCGGUGUGACGGUGUUUGAUGGACGCAUCUUUGUCUCUGGCGGCCAUGACGGUUUACAGAUCUUCAACACGGUGGAGUACUACAACCACCACACUAACCGCUGGCACCCGGCGGCUGCCAUGAUGAACAAGCGCUGUCGUCACGGGGCAGCGGCUCUCGGCAGUCACAUGUACGUCGCGGGGGGGUACGACGGCUCUGGUUUCCUGAGCGGAGCCGAGGUGUUCAGCUCGGCGUCGGGACAGUGGAGCCUCCUGGUGGCCAUGAACACACGGCGCAGCAGAGUGUCACUGGUGUCUACGUCGGGACGGCUGUACGCGGUCGGCGGCUACGACGGACAGUCCAACCUCAGUUCUGUGGAGAUGUACAACCCCGACACCAACCGCUGGACCUUCAGGGCCCCCAUGGUCUGCCACGAGGGAGGGGUCGGGGUCGGCUGCAUCCCACUACAGCCGACCUAAACCCUCCAAUGAGAGGCCGAGGAUUGAUGCAUUACUGACGGCUGCAGGCACAGAGGCGGCGCCCUCUGCUGGCGUUCAUUGAGCUUCAUCGGUACAACGGCCAGGCUCAGACCUGCACACUGAUGCCAGGCCUGUGGGAUUAUGGGUAAAACUCUAGAGCUAGCCUGUAGAGGCUAGCCGCUAGCAUUGUGCUAUUGUCAAGCGCGUGAACUGAUUAAUGUUAAAUGUUGAUUUUAUACUUGAUUGAAACGGCCAACAGGAAGUCGCUUCCUCUCCAAAACACACGAAGCUGCUGACUUGAAACAGGAUGACCGCUCUGAUCCGUUUUCUGUGACUGAGUUCUAUUUUAUUGAUCGGUUGUAAUCGAAGAGUGUGAUUGACAGACAGGAAGUGGAGCUGCAGGCACAUGAAGACAGAACAGUCUGAACACGUCUGUGAAGACUGAAACAUCAUUUCAAUUAAAAACCCAAAACUGAAUUCCAAACAGAGGGCGAUAGCCUCCAGUGCCCCCUACAGGCUGCAGCGUUCAUUACAGUCUGAAGAUUAGUCUGUUCUGAAGCCUCGUUCUGACUUCCUGCCUGUCGGGGAGGUGGUGUUCACGCCGGCGUUUCCAUCUGUGUGUGGGUCAUUUCCCCCUCAGUAAUGACUACGGACACAGUGAGCUCCUGUCUGUCUGUGAACAGGCUCCUCCUCCUCUCAUUUAAAUGCCCUCCUUGUAUCUCUGAGUUUUUCCUUCUAAUUUAUUUGAUCAAUGUUUGUGUGAAAAUGGAGGAAGUGAAAAAUGUUGUUGCUAAUCUCAUAUAAUUAUGCUAACGUAUAGGUCUGUUUGGAACCAACACGAUACAGAAACAGUUAAAUCCAUCAGGAGAGUGAGAGCCUGUCAGAACUCAUCAGAUGUGCUGCUGAUGUUCUCCUUCCGGACGGUUUUCGUGAGUCUGUUCCUGUUUACAUGUAGUCAGAUUGUCUCCAGCAUCAGUCUGCUGAAUCAGCUGUUAGCUGCUCCUGUUUGCAGUGACCCGUGGAUGUUCAGACAACUAUCACUGGAUUACUUUGAUACUGAAGUUAAAAACAUGAUGAUUCUCAGGCGAGUUCUGAAUUGUC
Molecule: messenger RNA, 3001 nt
Organism: Chelmon rostratus (copperband butterflyfish)
Lineage: Eukaryota; Metazoa; Chordata; Actinopteri; Chaetodontiformes; Chaetodontidae
Gene: klhl18
Product: kelch-like family member 18
Exons: 10
Coding region: 176-1900 (574 amino acids)
Molecular function (GO): protein binding
Source: RefSeq, a predicted model, not a curated record